Messenger RNA from Paramecium tetraurelia, 1020 nucleotides. RefSeq lists its product as uncharacterized. Gene Ontology annotation, molecular function: protein serine/threonine kinase activity; ATP binding. Lineage: Eukaryota; Ciliophora; Oligohymenophorea; Peniculida; Parameciidae. Gene Ontology annotation, cellular component: nucleus; cytoplasm. The record is from RefSeq and is a predicted model, not a curated record. The transcript has 6 exons. Gene Ontology annotation, biological process: protein phosphorylation; mitotic DNA damage checkpoint signaling.
AUGUUAAAAGACGAGGUUCAUUUAUAGAAUGAAAAUGAAAUUGAAAUAAUAAAACUUAACUCCUUUCAGCCUAGAUUUAAGUGGUCAAAAUGCGACAUUUCUGAUAUAGGACAAUUCGAGUUAUUUGACAAUCGGAAGAGCAGAAUCUACAAGAUAGAUCCCUCUUAGGGAAUGAUGUUGAAGGAAUUUUUAAGUGGAAAAGUUUGCUUCUAAGGAAUCAAUAAUCAUUUCAAGAUAGCAAAAAUCAUCUCAAACGGAAAUUUUGGAUCUAUUGUACGCAUGAGAAAUCUCCAAAAUGAAGAAUUGGUCACAUGCAAAAUUUUUAAGCAAGGCAGACCAGAAUUAGAAUAAGAAUUCACAAAUGAAGUCUUAGCUCUCUAAUUUUUAAAACACAAGAAUUUACCCAAAAUUAGAGAAUAUUAUAUAGAAGCCAAUCAUAAUUAUAUAAUUUAUGAUCUAUUCGAAGGCCACCCACUCGAUAUUUGCAUUAAGAACAACGUUCUAGACAAUCAAUAGAUGUAUAAUAUUAUGAAGGAAUUAUUAAGAGUGGUUAAAUUUAUCAAAAUGGAAGGAUACUCCCAUUAGAAUAUCAAAUUAGAAAACAUAUAUUAUUAUUCAUUGAUGAAUCAAAUAACCCUAGUCGACUUUGGCAAAUCUUAGUUGAAAAAUUAAUCAGUUAUUGCUGGCGAUUCUUAUUUUUCAAAAACCACAAAGGAUUAUUCAGAAUUAAAUACUUAAACUUAUCGAAAUGCUAAUCAAGAUAAAGACUACUUUGACUGUGGCUUAGUAUUUCUUUAAUUGAUUACCCAAAAAGUUUUGAGUCAUAAAGACAUCCACUAUUCGGAUAAUAAUCAUAUUUUAAUGAGUCUAAUUACAGAAAUUCAUAACCAAAAGAUUUCUACCUUCCUUAUGAAAUUACUUUCAUAAAAUAAAGUCUAAGAUAAAUCUAGCUUUUCAGAAAACUUAUUAACAGAAAUCGAUGACCUUAAUUUCGAACUAUCAAAUUACAAAAAUUAUUGA